GAGAACAAGAGCUGGAGGAGAGGACUGUUAACCCCAUCGUCUAGGGCAGAAUGAGCUCGUUCCCUGUUGGCUUACACUGCCUGGAAAGCUCCUCGCACCCUCAGAGGGGCCAGCCUGCCGGAGAACUGCAGGAAUCUGCAACAAAAACGAUGACAGCCUGAAAUACACCCCGGUGCCAACCUCCACAUUUGUCUGUCACCUCAGACCCUGACUAGCUGACAGAGCAGCAGAAUUUCAACUCCAACAGACUCAAAUGUGUUUCUGGGCAGAGAAGCAGAGCUAACGAGGGAAGAGAUUUUUUAAAGAGUAUUGGCUGUUUAUCAAACUUUUAUUUCCUGGCUGUGUGCAAAGAAGGGAUUCAACUCCAAUUUUUUAUCAAGGCUCUGGGUCCAGUGACAUCCCUGAAGGCCUGGAAAACAUGAAGACUGUGAUUUUUUUUCUAUACGUUUUGGGAACUGCAGCUGCAAUCCCGACAAAUGCAAGGUUCCUGUCUGAUCAUUCCAAGCCAACCACGGAUUCCUUGAGUUCCAUCCAACAGGCUGAAAUAUUAGUAGCACCUAACAACACUGCAAUCCCAAUGUUAAGGGAUGAAGAUGCAGAAAAUGAAAAGGAAAUUGCAGUGUCUAUAGACCAGCCCAACCAUAAGGCUGAAAAAUCUUCAGUACUAAAGUCAAAGGAGGAAAACCAUGAUCAGUCAGCAGAUCAGGACCAGAGUUACAGCCCAGAGCUCAGAUUACAGGAUGAAGAGGAAAGUGAGAGUGACUUAAGUGAGAACUUGGAGUACACACCAUCUCAAGGUACAUUGGACCUAAAUGAAGAUAUGGGUGAGCCUCAAAAGAAAAAACUCCCAGAAAACAUUGAUUUCCUUGCUCCUAACACUAGUUCUGUUGUAGAUACCAACCAACAAGAGAGCAUCACAAAAACAGAAAAAGAACAGGAACAACCAAUAAAUGAUUCACAUCCUCAGCUGAACAGGAGCAACAAACAUAGCCAAGAUGUAAGUGAACAAGGAAACCAAGAGCAGGAUCCGAAUAUUCCCAAUGGAGAAGAGGAAGGGGACGAAGAGCCAGGUGAAGUUGGUACCCACAACGAUAACCAAGAAAGGGAGAGAGAAUUCCCCAAGGAGCAUUCUAACAGCAAGGAGGAAGAAGACAGCACCCAACCUGAUGAUGUUUUGGAAGAGUCCAAUCAGCCAACUCAAAUAAGCAAGAUGCAGAAAGAUGAAUUUGAACAGGGUAACCAAGAACAAGAAGAGGAUAGUUCCAAUGCAGAAACGGAAGACGAAACUGCAUCAGAGAUUAAUAAGCACAAUCAAGAUGCAGAAUGGCAGCGCCAAGAAGAAAAACCUGAAGUUAGCAGCAACCAUGAGGAGAUAGAUAAGAAGUCUGUUCCUGAGGCUGUGUUUGUGGAGCCUACUGAAGACGGCAGCAUCAUGCCCAGAAAUCGGGGAGCGAAUGUUGCUGGUGAUGAGGACCCCAGACAUGAUGCUAGUGACAACUACGAAUUCAUCCCAAGUGAGGCCUCUGUAGAGGCUGACAGAUCUCAGUCCAUUUCCUAUCACCUCAAAUAUGAAGAGGAAAGAGAAAGAACACAUGAGAAUGGGAAGGUAGAUGCCGGUGAGCCUGGAGAGCACCAAGGGGCCGGGAAAGCAGAGAGCUCACUGAAAGAAGAUGAACGUUCAUAUGAAGACAACAGAAUGGUGCACGGCAUUGAUUCUUGCAUAAACUUCCAGUGUAAAAGAGGACACAUCUGUAAGGCUGACCAACAGGGAAAACCCCACUGUGUUUGCCAAGAUCCAGCGACUUGUCCUCCUGCAAAACUCCUUGACCGAGUUUGUGGCACUGACAAUCAGACCUAUGUUAGCUCCUGUCAUCUGUUUGCUACCAAAUGUAAACUGGAAGGGACCAAAAAAGGGCACCAACUACAGCUGGAUUAUUUUGGAGCCUGCAAAUCUAUUCCUAUUUGUACAGACUUUGAAGUGACUCAGUUUCCCCUCAGGAUGAGAGAUUGGCUCAAGAAUGUCCUCAUGCAGCUUUAUGAGUCGAACCCUGAACAUGCCGGAUAUCUAAAUGAGAAGCAGAGAAAUAAAGUCAAGAAAAUUUACCUGGAUGAAAAGAGGCUCUUGGCUGGGGACCAUUCCAUUGACCUUCUCUUAAGGGACUUUAAGAAAAACUACCACAUGUAUGUGUAUCCUGUGCACUGGCAGUUUGGUGAACUUGACCAGCAUCCUAUGGACAGAGUCUUGACUCAUUCUGAGCUUGCUCCUUUACGAGCAUCUCUGGUGCCCAUGGAACACUGCAUAACUCGCUUCUUUGAGGAGUGUGACCCCAACAAGGAUAAGCACAUCACCCUGAAGGAGUGGGGCCACUGCUUUGGAAUUAAAGAAGAAGACAUAGAUGAAAAUCUCCUAUUUUGAAUUAUGAUUUGAAAGAACUCAUGCAUUCCAGCCUCCUCCUGUGUUUCUGACCACUCCUGAAAAUAUAUGCAGCCACAUUACUUGUAGAUUUAAAUAUAGCAAAAUGUUUGCAUGUCUGAGAAGACAAUGAGAGUAAUUGCUUGCUAACAGUGUAUGCACCAAGCAUUUAACAUUAACUUUGGAAAUAAAACUUUAAAUAAAGUCAACAUAUGCAAAA
This is a messenger RNA of Ailuropoda melanoleuca (giant panda), 2633 nucleotides long. It is a transcript of the gene SPARCL1, whose product is annotated as SPARC like 1. The coding region runs from base 419 to 2416 and encodes 665 amino acids. Gene Ontology annotation, biological process: signal transduction; anatomical structure development. The record is from RefSeq and is a predicted model, not a curated record. Lineage: Eukaryota; Metazoa; Chordata; Mammalia; Carnivora; Ursidae. Gene Ontology annotation, molecular function: protein binding; collagen binding; extracellular matrix binding. The transcript has 11 exons.